AUGUCACUCUAUUUAGUCACAGAUGCAUUUCGUAAACUCGGCUCACCGGGUAUUAAAAAUGAUGAUUUUUAUGACCGAUUAAGUCGUAAAUAUUCCAUGAUACUACUUGGUGUAUCAUUUCUAAUUGUUAGUUCAUCACAAUUUGUUGGUCAUCCAAUAAAUUGUUAUACACAAAAUAUUGCUGGAAGUCAUAUUAGUUAUGUUAAUUGGGUAUGUUGGAUAAGUUCUUCAUAUUACAUGCCAUUUGAAAAACCUUUACCAACACGUUAUGAACAACCACCAGAGAAAAUUCCUUAUUAUCAAUGGGUACCAUUUAUUUUACUUUGUAUGAUGUUUCUCUUUUAUUUACCGGGUUUCGUAUGGCGUAAUCUUACUAAAGCAUGUGGAAUAAAUACAAAAGUUAUUACAAAAAUGGUUGCUGAUAUGGAUCAAAUGGAUGGAGAAAAAAGAGAAAAAGCUGUCCGAUCUUUAGCUAAACAUAUUGAUAAAGCUUUAGCUUAUCAUCGUGAAUAUGAUCAUGGUUUCAUGUAUAAUGUUCGUCGACGUGUUGGAUCAAUCCUUUGUUGUACUAUCGGUCGUCAAUCAGGCAAUUAUUUAGCUUUAACAUAUGUUUUAGUUAAAUUACUUUAUAUUGCCAAUGCAAUUGGUCAACUUUUUCUCUUGAAUAUUUUUAUGGGACGUGGAUUUAGUUUAAUUGGUCUUGAAACAAUUCAACGUUGGAUGAAUGGACAAGAUAUGGAAGCUGUUGAACGUUUUCCACGUAUAACUAUGUGUAAAUUUAUUAUUCGAACACUCGGUGAUAAUAUUCAACCAUAUGAUGUUCAAUGUCUUCUACCAAUUAACAUCUAUAAUGAAAAAAUCUUUUUAUUGAUAUGGUUCUGGCUUGCUUUUGUUGCUGCAGCUUCGAUUUAUGGCCUUAUUAAAUGGCUAUAUUAUUUCACAGCAAAUGCUCGAACAAAUUUUGUUCGUAGAUUUUUAAAAGCAAAUGAUAUUCGUUAUUAUACAUCAUCAGCAUCAUCAUCAACAACUGGUAUUGGUUCAAGUACUGAUCAUGAUCAAGCACCUAUAAAACGUCUUGAAGAAUUUGUUAAUAGUUAUUGUCGUCAAGAUGGUCUUCUUCUAUUACGUAUUGUUAAAAAAAAUACAAAUAAUGUUAUUGCUGGUGAAGUUGUUUGUGCAUUAUGGGACAAUUGGAAAGUUAUGCCACAAAUUCGUUUUAAUGCAUCACCAGAAUCUGAUAAUGGUGGACAAAUAAUUGGUUUAGGUGUUAAAAGUCCAUUGAAACAAAAUGGUGCUGGCGAAGGAAAUGAAAAAUUAUUACCACCAAUGUCAGGCAUAUUAUCAUGA
Messenger RNA from Adineta steineri, 1347 nucleotides. The record is from the annotation of a GenBank genome assembly. Lineage: Eukaryota; Metazoa; Rotifera; Eurotatoria; Adinetida; Adinetidae.